UGAGCGAGAGAGAAAAAGAGAGAGAGAGAGAGAGAGAGAGAGAGAGAGAGAGAGAGAGAGAGGGAGGGAUAGUCGGCGAUACUUUUCUGCACUUCAGCACACACAGACACACACAUACGGUGUGGGAAGACGACAGACCUGGAGCCUCAGAAAAGCCGCUGUUGUUCACACGCUGUGUUCUUUUACUCCCCCUGGCACGGUGCGCGCUCGCCAAGCCUCACUGUUUGGAGAUAGUCCGCGCGGAAAGUUUUUUGGAGCAUACUGCCUGGAGCCGAUUAAUUGUUGCAUCUGUUUUUUGUAUAUAUAUAUAUAUAUUUUUUUUUUUUACGAGGCGGACGAUUUACUGUUAUGCAUGUGAAGACUUUGUACUCAAGCUGAGGGAUUGUCAAAGUCGCUUUUGCACAGAAUGGAAGGUAAAUUGACAAGUCGUUUGUGGCGAGGAUCACCGUGUGGAUCUUUCCGCAGGUAAAACGCGCUAUGACCUGAGCGAACGAGCGGUUGGAUUUAAUGCUCCUAACAAUAUUUUACAUGCUUUUGGUUUGAUACAGCUUAGGUAUAACCUGGAACAGUCUUCACUUGGAUAGGGACUAUAAAAGUAGGCCGCUUUCAAUUAGAAGAGAAUCGACAAAGUUCAUGCGACGUUUCCGCCAGUUGCACUUUGGGUUGCCGUAGAUGGUUUUUAUUUGUUAAUAGUUGCCGCAAAGUCGCACACUGACUCGUUAAAGGAACUGAUCAUUUCCUCACACACUGUCCUUGGACAUUUUAUACAUCUCGCUGCCUCCUACCAGUCCUCUAAGCUGUUUGGCGCACGGAGCGCAUUCACUGAUAAUUGGGGCGUCCGUGUUCACCAAAAACACCAAAACCUGAAGAACUCUUAGCUUUAGCAUUACGCUUUCUGCGUCCCCAACAAAGCACUUUCCAAGAGAUCCGGAUAAAACGACGAGACCUGUCUUCACUUCAGCGGAAAAGGAAAUCUUAAAUCCACCUGGCCUGCACUGGGAUUAUUGGUUUGAUAUCGUCUGCAGAAAGUGGAUUACAACUUCUAACGGGCUGUGCUCCCUGAUCAGCGGCAGUAUGAAUCUGGGGUUGGGCUGUGUGUGUCGGCCGGUUUGCUGGCCCUUUGGCAGCGUGUUGGACUCCAGACACUGCGUCUUUGCCCUCACACUCCUCACACUCCUCAUGCAGGUGGUGGUGGAGGCCAACUCAUGGUGGUCUCUAGCCAUGAACCCUAUACUGAUCCCGGAGGCCUACAUCAUCGGUGCCCAGCCUCUGUGCAGCCAGCUGGUGGGCCUGUCGCAGGGCCAGAAGAAGCUGUGCCAGCUCUACCAGGACCACAUGCAGUACAUCGGUGAAGGUGCCAAGACAGGCAUCAGAGAGUGCCAGUACCAGUUCAGACAUCGGCGCUGGAACUGCAGCACAGUCGACAACUCCUCUGUUUUUGGACGAGUCAUGCAAAUAGGCAGUCGAGAAACAGCGUUCACUUAUGCCAUCAGCGCAGCAGGGGUGGUGAACGCGGUUAGCCGUGCCUGCAGAGAGGGGGAGCUCUCCAGCUGUGGGUGCAGCCGUGCGGCUCGCCCCAAAGAUCUGCCCCGAGACUGGCUGUGGGGCGGCUGCGGAGACAACCUCAACUACGGCUACAGGUUCUCCAAGGAGUUUGUGGAUGCACGCGAGAGGGAGAAGAGCUACCCCAAAGGCUCGUAUGAGAGCGCACGGCUGUUGAUGAAUCUCCACAAUAACGAGGCUGGAAGGAGGACGGUGUCGGACCUCGCCCACGUGUCUUGCAAGUGCCACGGGGUAUCAGGCUCCUGCAGCCUGAAGACCUGCUGGCUGCAGCUGGCUGAUUUCCGCAAGGUGGGUGAUGCACUGAAGGAAAAGUAUGACAGUGCUGCUGCCAUGAAGCUCAACUCGCGCGGAAAGCUGGUGCAAAUGCACAGCAAGUUCAACGCUCCUACGAGCCAUGACCUGGUGUACAUUGAGUCCAGUCCAGACUACUGCCUGAAGAACCAAAGCACGGGCUCCCUGGGCACAGUGGGGCGCCUUUGCAACAAGACCUCGGAGGGCAUGGAUGGGUGUGAGCUGAUGUGCUGCGGCCGCGGCUAUGACCAGUACAAGGCCCAGAUAGUGGAGCGCUGCCACUGCAAGUUCCACUGGUGCUGCUAUGUCAAGUGCAAGCGCUGCACCAAAAUCGUAGACCAAUUCGUCUGCAAGUGAGAAGACGAGUGUUGCCUGUGUGUGUUUGCUUGCAGACGAUGGGCGUACAUCUGUGUGUAUUCAUGAGCAGAGGAGCAAAGGAGUUGAACACAGUGAGAGAAUGGAAGAAAGAAACUAUAUAAAUUAUAUUUAUAGAGUUAAACAAUUAUGCCAUUGCGAAAAGACUGACUCUUUUUUUCUAAAAAAAAAAAAAAAUCUUAUGUCUUCGGAAACUGAGAGUAUCGUGAAAUAUUUAUUUUGAGAUUGUUAUGUUUUAUUUUGGCCCAGUCAUCACCAGCUGAUUUUAACCCCUUCAAGUGCCUGAUUAUGGCUGGAAAUCUUCCCCCAUCCCACCUGCACCAUUUUUUAAAAUUUCAGAUGGGUCACACUGAUUGCAAAAUUGGACUGUGCUUCCCAUUUCCUAACAAGAGUAGAGGUUUAUAUUUGUGGCAUAAUUGACUAAGCGGUCCUGAUUUUUUUUUUUUUUUUUUUUUUUUUUUUGAGACUGUGUUGAGAGGAGAACGCCUGUGUGCUCUAGUGUAUGGAUGUGUUUUCUUGGGUCCAGUCUCAAACAAGCCUUCACAUCCUUAACGAAGUCUAUUUGUCCCCUCUCAUCGCAUGUAGAGUAACGAACGCUGCUGAUUCGUUCGAGUCCUUGGAGUACAGUGGCUACAAUAAGAGGGCUGUUUUGGGGAUUGGGCCAUUUAUUAAGCUGUCCCAGAAGCCUUAGAGUUCCCCAGGUGCUGCAACAAGCCCUCCACCAUUAUGCACUUUGAUACAGAGGCUUAAACCCGUCUGUACGUGUCUGUUCAGCUGUUUUGUUUUUUUUUUGUUUUUUUACUACAGUGCAUCAGCAAAUAUAUCAAUAUUAUAGCCAUCAUUGUUUUCCAUAUUAAUUCAGAUUAUCCAUUUAACAUUAUUCUACAAUACUUAACAUGGUUUGAAUAUAUAUGGGCAAUGUUGUGGUUACAGUGGUGAAAUAUUCCAUGCUCUGUGUAUAUAGUAUGUCUAUCCAACCAAUCAGUAAACUGUAUUUAUUUUCCUUAGCCAGAUCCUCCUUUAAGCUUAAAACAGAAAAGCAUCUCUGUCAGAGAUCAAUAUUUAGUUGGACAUCCCCAGAUUUUUGAGUCACUUUUUAAAAGUUUCUUCUCACUAAUGCGGCUCUUCACUGUUUUUGUUUUGGUUUUUUUUGUAAAGGGAAAAGCACCUUAUUGUUUUGAAACAUUCUUUUUUUUUUCCUCACUCACGUUCAGCUUUACUGUUACACACGUAUGUCACAGAUGUUCCAAUUUUAUCAAUGCCACAAAUUUCCGAAACCACUCAGUUAACUGCUCACUAUCCCUGUGAUGAUUCUCAAUAGACAAAACUAUUUCUACCAAUCCAAUUAUGUAUAUUUAUAAGCUUCUCCAUGAAUUUGAGGUUUGUUAAACUUAAUGUGUUAUAGCUGAUAUUUUGUUACUUUUUACAAAUUGGCUCAAUGCUCUACUUUGUUUCAAUAAAUAUCAAAUGUAAA
Molecule: messenger RNA, 3703 nt
Organism: Toxotes jaculatrix (banded archerfish)
Lineage: Eukaryota; Metazoa; Chordata; Actinopteri; Toxotidae
Gene: wnt5a
Product: wingless-type MMTV integration site family, member 5a
Exons: 5
Coding region: 1075-2211 (378 amino acids)
Biological process (GO): canonical Wnt signaling pathway; neuron differentiation; cell fate commitment
Cellular component (GO): extracellular region
Molecular function (GO): cytokine activity; frizzled binding
Source: RefSeq, a predicted model, not a curated record